CUCCGCUCCCGACAGACCAGGCCUUCCUUCUUCGCCAUGAAGCUGGUAAUUCUCAGUGUGCUGUGCUCCGUGGCAGUGAGCCAGAAAUACAACUACAACUACAACCCAGCCAGCCUCAGGGAAGUUCCCAUCUUGGCCUACAACAACGAAGUGAACCCUGACGGCUCGUACAGAUGGAACUACGAGACGGGCAACGGCAUCGCGGCGCAGGAGCAGGGCUACCUGAAGAACCCCGGCCAGAAGGACCUGGAGGCGCAGGUGGCCGAGGGCUCCUUCUCGUACACGGGGCCCGACGGGGUCGUCUACUCCGUCAGCUACGUGGCCGACGAGUACGGCUUCCGGCCGCAGGGCGCCCACCUGCCCACCCCGCCGCCCAUCCCGGAGGCCAUCCUGCGCUCGCUGCGGCUGCAGUGAGCCGGGGCUCGCUACGCACCCCAGUACCGCAGCCAGCAGUUUGUUUAUUCACUGGGGAAGCAGGUGUUCUGCUUGCAACCCAGUCUACUGAUAACUCCCGUUAGUGAAUAUUGUGCUUAACAACUUUUCAAUCUUAAUACAUUUCCUGUCAUUAAAAUACAUAACACUGUCAACAAUUAUGUGGUCAACUGUUUGUAGAGUCUUAAUUACGUAAAUAUUUUAGUAUUUUCAUAUUAAUUCAGGCCUUGGUACUGUGCCUUAAUACUUACUAUUCAAUUGCCGUACGUCUUUAAGGUAUAUAUUUAAGUUUUUUUACAUACUUAGCUGUUUGAUCUCACGUCGCGCUGUCAUUCAUAAUGUCUCAAGCAUGUAUUCGGCUUGAAUUCGCACACCGCCACGGAGAAAAGCACUCUUUGUGCGUGAGGAUGAGAAUUCGAGUAUUUUGAACAUAAACUUAAUGGAAAAAAAAUCUACCGUAUGCAAUAUUUUGCAGUUUUCAGAAAAUAUGAAAUGCGAACAUGAAUUUCAGACAAGCGUUCUUAAUAAUUUUUUAUUUUGUGCUCUCUCCCUUUACAAUAACCACUUGCAGGCGGCGCCUGUUUGUUUGAAGAUGGCUGAAUUAAAAUCAACAAAUAUGCUGAACCAAUUUUAGGGCAGAAUCAGUUCAAUGCUAUUUAUCAAACAUAUUUUUUUUAAGUUUAGAAAUAAAUUCAAUUCCGUUGCUCAGUUUGCGUGGCUAGAGACAGCAGAUAACCUAUUUCGCCAAACAUUGACGUAUUUCAUCGCUGGCUCGAACCAAACUAUCUCAGUGAAUUGUGGUGCUUACUAACCAAGGCAAUGCACAUUCCACGAGUAGGAUCAGCUCAUGCGACACUGUUUCACUUGGAGACAACAGUUGCGCCCUCGUACACUUCCCCAAAGACACGUCUUCGGGGCGGAGAAAUUGUUAUGUCUACGCCUCCCCCGAGACGCAAGCCUUUGGGGAAACUGAUGACAAAACACUAACGAAACUAGGCUAGUUUACGUGGUUCGUUCUUUCUCAUUUUUUUUUGGUCAUUUAUUUUUUAUUUUCUUAGGGUCACUGAAAAUCAUGGUGUUUGGAUAUCAGGAAUGCUUCCCUUUUUUCUCGUUCACUGAAGUAGAAAAUUUCAGAUAACGCCAAGUCUUACUUUCUGAAGUAUUCUUAGGUCGUUAAGUUAGUCGCAUUGGAAUGGAAAUUAGUUCUCGGGCUGGGAAGUGAUAGCAUAGAAAUAUUCACCUGUUUACAUAACUGUCAAGGAAUGUUAUUCCAAAUUAAUGCAGCUUACAUUUAUCAUCCUAAAAAGUUAUUUAAGAGUUUGUUGGUUUUUAAAAUUAUUUUUAAUCUUUGAAAAUAUAAAAAAAAAGGUUUUCAGCUAUUCAAGUAAUAAAUGCUGAAAGCAUACCUCCAAUAGCAAAGACAGCAGACCAUGAAAAAUAAGUACUGCUUCCCAAAUAAAAUACUAGUAGAAAUGUGAAUGUGUGCAUGAGCACAGUACACAAAAUAAAAGCAUUUACAAUAAUGAACUAAAUGCAUUAAUUAGAUAUUAACAAACAUUACACCCAACUUACUAAACAACUGCUCUGACUUGAUGUACCUACGUUCUGCGUGAAGAGCAAAUGAAGGCUUACAUAAGUUGGCUUUAAAGUGUUUAUUAUUGUACAAUUUUUGUGUGUGUUUUGUAAUAUGUAUAUAGCUGGUGAAUAAAGACCUGUUUGUUGUGGUUAAAUCAACUAUUUUCUUUAUGUUAAAAAAACAGUUUUUCUUCGUUGAAAUGCAGAACAAAAAGCACUAACAAAUGUUUUGUGGAGUCAUUUGUUUAAGAAAAGCUGUUAACUUAUAGUAUGAAUAUUAAAAAAAUGUAAAAUCAAA
Molecule: messenger RNA, 2305 nt
Organism: Bacillus rossius redtenbacheri
Lineage: Eukaryota; Metazoa; Arthropoda; Insecta; Phasmatodea; Bacillidae
Product: endocuticle structural glycoprotein SgAbd-2-like
Exons: 3
Coding region: 37-414 (125 amino acids)
Cellular component (GO): chitin-based extracellular matrix
Molecular function (GO): structural constituent of chitin-based larval cuticle
Source: RefSeq, a predicted model, not a curated record